This is a messenger RNA of Xylaria bambusicola, 9819 nucleotides long. Its product is annotated as peptide synthetase. NCBI's taxonomy places the organism in Eukaryota, Fungi, Ascomycota, Sordariomycetes, Xylariales, Xylariaceae. The transcript has 7 exons. The record is from RefSeq and is a predicted model, not a curated record. Gene Ontology annotation, molecular function: catalytic activity; phosphopantetheine binding. The coding region runs from base 1 to 9819 and encodes 3272 amino acids.
AUGACACCAGAAGAUACUAGUAACACUGUUGCGCAAUUGCUGCUGAAUUUGUAUGCAGAAGUGCUCCUGAUCUCUGAAGAUCAGAUUGGUCCUGAAGAUUCAUUUAUUGGACUUGGCGGUGAUUCUUUCAAAGCUAUCAAGCUGAAGCGAAAAUGUGAUCAACUCGGCAUUCGCCUCUCGCUCCGGGAAAUAUUAGCCCGGAAAAGCAUUGCCAGCUUAUCAGCGGGACAAGUUUACCCAGCUGGCAGACAGAAGCGCCCUAAGAAGGUCAAGCAAAAGACACGCGCGCGCUUGGGCAAAGGACGCCAUGAAAAAUUCAAUCUUAUGCCACAGGACUACGCUUGGGACCUGAUUUUGGAGGGACUCGGAUUUCAGAAUUCGAUAUGGAGUACGGAAGCAUUAGACCUAGUCGAAAACGUGUAUCCAUGUAGCCCUAUGCAAGAGAGCAUCUAUGUGGCGAGAGAAACCAAGGGGAAGCAACUCUAUCGAAUCCACGAGCUUUUCGAAUUGGGUCCCUGCAUGACACUUGACAAGCUGGAAUCGGCUUGGCACUCGGUUGUCGACCUGCAUGAGAGCUUGCGCACAAUAUUUGUGCCCUCCACGGAUGUUGGAUCCUCCAGGUUACUCGAUGCCGUGGUUCUCAAGAGGCGGCAACGCUGCGAUGUUGAACGGAUUAAGUGCAGUGAUCAUGAUGCCGUAAUCGCCGACUUUGAAGAGAGUUGCUUCAACCCUCAAGACAUUCAGGGCCCGCCUCAUCGACUUACAAUAUACUGCACCGAGGACGGCCGGCAAUUUUGCCAGUUAGACUUGAAUCAUAUGAUUAGCGAUGGAUCAUCGCUUAUAAACAUAGUCAACGAGAUCUGCACCCUCGCGAAUGGUUCGGUGCUUAGCCCAGUACCCGGAUACAGCAGUGUUGUCAAAUAUAAUCAGUCAGCGCAGCUUUCGGACGAGAGUUUAUGCUACUGGAAGUCAUAUCUCGAUGGGAUAAAGUCCUGUAACUUUCCAUCCCUCUCGAUAGAAACUCAGGUGGCAGAGCAGAACGUCCCAGAUCGCUACCAAGUUGUAGAGAUCCCUUUCAAUAGACACAAAGAUCUGAGUGAGUUUUGUGCUAAGAUGGAAAUUACGAUGUCAACUGCCCUUCAGGCUGCAUGGGCUAUUCUCCUUCGAGCUUACACGGGAAACGAAGAAGUCUGCUUCGCCUAUACAGCCUCGGGACGCGACAUCGCUGUUGAUGGUGCUGAUAAAAUCUGUGGACCACUCGUCAACCUCGUUCUUCGUCGAGCCACCCUUCUUGAGGCCACGAGUAUCAAAAGCACGGUCGACACAAUCCAACAGGAUUAUGUCAACUCUUUACAACACCAGUCAGUCCCAUUUAUGCACGUACAGCAGCUUUUCAAGACCACAGAGAAAAUGUUCAAUACAAUCUUGACUGUGCAAUAUGCGCCAUUGCUCGUUGAUGAAAAUAAGAGUAUGCCAUUGAGGCGGAUUACUAGCUUCAAUGCGACAGAGUUCCUAUCUAUCCACGUUACGUAUUCGGAUACCGUUAUAAAGACGAAGUUGACGUAUCCUACUAAGAUGCUCUCUACAAUUAUGGCAGAACGAGUGAUGAAGACCUUUCUCUCAAUUAUAGACCAUAUUCUAGAUGCGACUGAUGUUGAUGUUCCGAUUGGCCGACUUGGGCAGGUCAGUUCUUCGGACCUGCAACAGGUAAUGGAGUGGAAUACGGAAACCUUGAACGCGGCUGAUCAAUACCAUCCUAAUACUACGGCCACGGUGCACGGGUUAAUCGAGGCAGCAACUAUUCGUGCGCCUAAUUCGCCUGCCAUCUAUUUCUCGGGGGAGACAUUCAGCUAUGAUGACUUGAAUACUAUGUCCACCACUCUGUCCCAGCAGAUACUUAAGUCUUCAAGCGACAAGCAAAGUUUUAUUCCCUUGUUAUUCGAAAAGUCGCCCAUAUUCUCGAUUGCGUUACUAGCUGUCAUGAAGUCGGGAAAAGCUUUUGUUCCAAUAGAUAUUUCAAGCCCACCAGACCGAAUACGACAACUCUUCGAACAACUAGGAAUCACCUCAUCUGCUGGUCUCGUCAUAUGUUCCGAGGGUAUGUCGGACCAAGUGCGAUCGCUUUGCCAAGAGAUUUUAGCACCCAGUCUCACUGGUUUGCAGGCAGAGAUCACCCAACCACAAACUCAAAACAUAUCCGCUCUGUUGCCAGUCGUGCAUCCAAGCGACCCAGCAUACCUCAUCUUCACUUCUGGAUCUACAGGUACCCCUAAAGGCGUCACUAUUAGCCAUAGCGCUUAUGUGCAUGCAUCAAGACAUCACGCUUCCGGAAUACAGAUUGAUCCAAGCUCCCGUGUGUUGCAGUUUGCGUCGUAUUCCUUUGAUACAAGCAUGGAAGAUCACCUAACAAGUCUCAUCGUCGGCGCUUGUCUCUGUGUUCCCAAAGAAAUUGAAAGGGACACUGCCUUGGUAGAGUUUAUAAAUACAUCAGGCGCUAACUGGGUUCACAUCACCCCUUCUAUGAUGGUUAUGAUACCGCCGGUCUCGGUGCCUAAACUGAGGACCGUAGUACUGGGAGGCGAAGCCAUGACAACUGAGAAUGUAACGGAAUGGGCAAUCCCAGGGAGGCGCCUGGUGCAAGUCUACGGGCCUUCCGAGUGUUCCGUAACAAGUACAAUCAAUCCUGACGUCUCUAGACGACGCGAUCCCACUAACAUAGGGAGGGCUUUUGCUGGCUGUGCGACUUGGAUCACUGACGUGAAUAACCCGAAUAUUCUCUGUCCUAUAGGAUCCAUUGGAGAGUUGCUAAUGGAAGGUCCGAUUCUUGCGCAAGGGUAUUUGGGUCUUAAAUCUGUCACGGACUCCGCCUUUAUCACAAAUGCCGUCUGGCGGCCAGGGACACGCCUUUAUCGAACAGGAGAUUUGGUCCGAUACGAUGAGACUGGAGAUCUACACUUUGUGGGAAGAACCGACAGCAGAGUUAAAAUCCGGGGGCAAAGGAUCGAAUGCGGCGAGAUAGAAAGCCAAUUGAGGAAGAAAAGCUCAGUUCGUCAUGCCGUCGUCGUAGUUCCCAAGUCCGGUCCUGGGAAAGAUCGUCUAGUAGCCGUUGUGUCGAUGAAACUCGGCGAAAGCAACACACAUCCCGAGCCGGCAAGCGGCGACAUACAGUUGGAAGACGUGGAAGCUGUGAAAACAACUGAAACCCCAAGGAGUCUUCAGGACUGGUUGACAAACCAAUUACCAGCUUAUAUGAUCCCUGAUCUUUUUAUUCUUGUCCGUAGCAUACCCAUGAAUUCUUCUAAGAAGCUAGACAGGAAGCAGGUUUUCCGCUACCUAGAAAAUCUCAGCCAGGAGUCUUACAAAGCUCUCUUCAGUCGGAUGGAUGAAGAGACUCAAGACCGUCCGGGCACCGACUUGGAACAUUCAAUAAAGCGUGUAUGGUGUCGUGUGUUGAAUGUAUCUGAAAGUGCGGUCAAUUGGAAUACGUCUUGGUUCUUCUCUGGGGGUGACUCGAUCUCAGCCAUGAUGUUGAGUAGUGAACUGAGAAAGGAGUCUAUUAAAAUACCUGCAUCAGAUAUCCUUCGACUGCGUAAUAUCGAACGUAUCGUAGUCCAUAUCCAAGAGACAGUUGUCAACGACGGAGACGCGAAAUUUCGCAAUGUCGACUUCGGUAAGACUGACGUCGACACGUCGUGGGAUUUAUCACCAAUCCAGCAGCUCAGCUUCCAGUUUCACUCCGAUGGAGACCACUUUGACCAACAGACAAUGGUUGUCGACACAAGCUUAACCAUAUCUGAUGAAGCUAUCAUUGCGGCGCUCGAUGCCGUCGUAAAGUCACAUCCGAUGUUACACGCUAACUUUAUUCGAGAAUCGUCUGCUGGGGCUCAGGUCUGGAAACAACGUGUAGUACCUAUUCCCCCUACUGGAUCAGCAUAUAUAAUUCGGUUUCAUCAAGACACUAGUACCAAUUUCAAGCUCAGAUCUAUGUCUGAAACCAAAGCAAGGAUUGACUUGAUUAAGGGGCCGAUGAUGGGGGUAGACAUCUUCCGGUCUGCCUCUUCGGCCACAAUUUCCAUCAGUGUACAUCAUUUGGUCGUAGAUAUGGUGUCGUGGAGGAUCAUUUUCCAAGAACUCGAGGACGUUGUCACAGAGCAGCGUUCCAUCCCACCUGAACCGAUCUCCUUUCAAUCAUGGUGUCAAGUGCAGAAUAUUUAUGCACAGAGCAUCCAAACGUCGCGAGUCUUGCCCGAAGACAAGCUCGAGGUGGAUAUAAGUUACUGGUCUAUGGAGAAACUUCCUAAUCUUUUUGGAGAUGCCAUAACGACAACAUUUGAGAUUGGAAGUUCAGACACGGCAGAUUUAUUAGACAUAUGCAACAAAUUGGAAUACAGUGUUGUGGAUGUUCUAUGCGCAGCAAUAACAACCUCGUUCUCGAAAACGUUCCAAACACGUUCCUCUCCCGUAAUAUUCGUCGAAGGUCAUGGAAGGGAGUCACCUAGUGGCAGUAUUGACCUUUCUCGAACAGUGGGUUGGUUCACAACAUUCGCCCCAGUUGCAGUGCGUGUACCACACGAUAAGGAGUUGAGCGACAUAGAGACACUCGACCAGAUCAAGAAUUUCAGGGAAGCUACACCAUCUAAGGGUCUCGAUUACUUCACCUGCCGCUUCCUAUCACAAGAAGGGUCUACUAAAUAUCGUGAAAGCCAUGCUCACGCAGAAAUCGUCGUCAAUUUCCUAGGAAUGUACCAGCAAUUCGAACGCUCUAGUUCAGCGUUCAAACGUAGCAACGAUCCUGAGCUCCUUUUAGGUCUUUCGGCAAUGCGCCGCGAGCAGCGGAAGAAAUCAGAGAGAUAUAGCCUGAUCUCGAUAGUCGCCAUGAUUAAGAAUGGCUCGUUGAGUGUCGAGAUCGAAUGGAAUAAGCACAUGAGAUUCCAAAGCGAAUUGACCUCGUGGCCACUUAAGAUUCAGGACGAUAUGUUGCUGCUGAUCCGGGAUCUAACUCGCAUUUCUUCUUCUUUACGAAGCAUGCCCGCCCCUCAAAGUGACGUUAUUUGCUUCGGGGUCGAUAGGCAGAAGACAUUAGCUAAGAUUACAGGGCUAGGCUUGCGACCGCAUGGAAUUGAGAGCAUGUACCCGUGCUCGCCCAUGCAGCAAGGGUUGAUGGCGAGUCUCUUGAGGGAUUCGGGCACAUCCUCAGCGUAUAAUCAGACUUUUCUCCUGAAAAUCAACCCCACCAAAGGAAGCGUGGUCAAGAGUGAGCAAGUUGUCGAGAGCUGGCGACGGACAGUUCAAAGACAUGCAAUUCUACGAACCAUCUUUGUGGAAACUGAUGUAGGAGACUACUCGCAGGUUGUCCUGCAUCAUGCUGAUCCAGUCGUACAAAUCAAGGACGGCGCUAGCGUUGAAGACCUCAGAACCACGUUGUUCGAGACCGAGAACCAAUCGUUGAACUCCCCCCUGGACGGAGUUCCUUUGCACCGCAUCCUGGUAUGCGAAGCAACUGAUAAAUCAACAUACAUGUUACUUACUAAGAGCCAUCUUCUUACUGACGGCACGAGCACCCAAAUUCUCAUUCAAGACUUGGCUCAAGGCUGUGGCGGAGUUGAGAUGCACGAUAAACCCCAAAAUCACUAUCUCGAUUACGUCCGUUACGUGACCAAUCAAGAUAAAGACCUUGAAAAGAGUUACUGGGCUAGCUAUCUAAGAAGUGCCGCCCCAUGCAACUUUCCAAGACUCUCCUAUGCAAGCGAUGACCCUAAUGCUAAGGUCUCUCACUCGAGCGUAACUUUGCAACUACAUGCUCCCGAAGCUGAUGUUAAGCAGUUGUGCCGCAACCAUGACCUCACAACUCCCAGUAUCUUUCAGCUUGCAUGGACACUGGUUUUACGGACCUACCUGAACUCCGAAGAUAUCCUCUUUGGGUUGUUGUCCUCGGGCAGAGAUCUCCCUGUUGCUGGCAUCCAGAAAGCCGUUGGGCCAGUUGCCAAUAUGCUCGUAAUGAGGAGCAACAUACGAUCGAAUAUGAAAACCAUCGAUGUGGCGAAAGGUUUGCAGGCAGACUAUAUUGAACAUCUAUCACGGCAGACGCUUCCCCUUUCGCAGGUCCUACAUGCGGCUAGGGAAGGGAAUCGGGCUGUUAGCUUUAAUACCAUUCUAAAUAUCCAAAAGGCAGAGGGAUUGAUCGACCAGCCGACAAGUGAAGACUUUCAGAUAGAAUUUGUAAAGUCGAUCGAUACUACGGAGUACGGGCUUGCUAUGACGGUCCUGGAAAGCCAAAAUCAGUACAAGCUUUCUUUGGAGUACGAGACGGGCUUAAUAUCUCCUAAAAUGGCAGAUGCAGUCGCUUCAACAUUUGCAGGAGUCGUUAGGAGCGUUAUUGCCAACCCUGAGUGUCUUGUCGGAGAUUUAGAUCUUGUUGGUGAUAAUGACCGAGAACAAAUUCAGAAGUGGGACAUCAAUAAUUUCCAGACCAAGAACGAAUGUGUUCAUCGGCUCUUCCAGGCUACAGCACUGAGCAUGCCAGAGAAGCAUGCUAUUCACUCGUGGGAUGGUAGCUUAACAUAUGGUGAAUUGGAGGCUUUGACUAGCAAACUAGCACGGAGGUUGCUUGAUCUCUCUGUUCAGCCUGAAGAAAUCAUUCCACUCUGUUUUGAGAAGUCUGUUUGGGGUAUUGUGGCAAUGCUCAGUGUCAUAAAAGCUGGUGCAACAUUUGUCCAUAUUGAUCCAUCAAGUCCGGCGUCUCGAAAGCAACAAAUUACCAGAAUUACCAACCCUCGAUUAGCACUGGUAUCGUCCAAUACCCGAGAGGUCAUACAAUCAUUAGUGCCACACACGCUUAUAGUUGAUCACGAUACACUUGCAGAAAACGGGGAUGUGACAAAUCCACCGGCAUCUAUUGCCAUUGAUAGCCGCGUAGAUCCGUCAAACGCCCUUUACAUCAUAUUCACUUCUGGCAGCACAGGAGAGCCGAAAGGUGUGGUCAUUGAGCAUCGAAACUUCUGCUCAGCCAUGGCGGCGAACUCAGACUGGCUGCAGAUCCUUCCUUCAUCCCGCCUUCUUCAAUUCAGUAGCUUCGUUUUUGAUGCAUGCAUGGAGGAGAUACUUACAGCCUUAGUCGUCGGCGCCUGCGUUUGUGUACCGUCCGACGACGAUCGGAUGAGCCCAGAGAGACUUACCUCCUUCAUUCAGGAAGCUGGCGUCAAUUGGGCUGCCUUGACGCCAUCAUUUCUGCAAACUCUUAACCCAGAUAACGUGGUUCCUCCUUUGAAAUUUAUUACAGUGCACGCCGAGGCAAUGAAUGCCUCACUAACUAGGCUUUGGAGUCCACGAGUUCAUAUGCGCCCGAGUUACGGUCCGACCGAAUGCACGGUUACCAGCACGGUCGGGGCCGCCUUUUCCGAAUUCUCUGACCCUUCUAACAUAGGUUGGCCUGUCGGUUGUCAUGGACGAGUCACCGAUCCGCAGAAUCCUGAGAAAUUGAUGCCCAUCGGAGCAAUUGGUGAAUUGACUCUAGAAGGGCCGAUCCUCGCCCGUGGUUACUUCAAUCGACCGGCUGAGACUGAGAAGGCCUUUCCCAAUAUCGAGGAUUGGUUCGAUGGUAGACCAAAGAAAGUUUAUCGCACUGGAGAUCUGGUACGCUAUGCUGAUGAUGGAUCGCUGAGGAUUUUAGGACGGCGAGAUGCGCAAAUCAAAGUUCGCGGUCAGCGAGUUGAGCUCGGAGAGAUACAGAGCCAACUCGAUCUAUCUCCCGAAAUUCAUCAUUCUAUGGUGAUGCAGCCAAAGUCUGGCGUUCUAGGAUCUCGAUUAGUCGUAGUUUUAAGUCUUACUCAGCUGCGUCAUACGCCUCGAUCACGGAGCCGAACGAUUCGGCUAGUCAAUGACCCGGAAGUACUGAACAAAGCCGAUCAUUCAUCGGUAUCGGAAGCUUUAAAAGAAAUUCGGUCGUUUGUUUCAGCCAAACUACCAUCUUACAUGGUCCCCAAUACCUGGUGCGUUGUAGAAGACAUACCAACCUUAGCUUCGUUCAAAUUGGACAGGAAACUGGUGAAUCAAUGGCUAGAGACAAUGGACGAAAAAACCUUGCUACUUACUCGACAAUUGAUGAGCAGUUCAAGAGGAUCAGGUUCCGGGACUGACACCGAAGCUGAAAAGCUGGUAAGGUCUGCUUGGUCACAAGUUUUAGCAAUCCCAGGUGACCUUAUCGACAAAGACGAUCAUUUCAUCGCACUUGGGGGUGAUUCAAUCUCGGCAAUGAACGUUUCUCGCUUCUUGAGCCAAGCAGGCUCACCUGUGAAAACUCAGGACGUACUAAGAAGCAACAGCAUUCGGGAACUCGCGUUGGCACUUGAGACUUGGGAAGCAAAGGACCUAACUACUGAUGUGCGGUCGAGGAAUCAACCUAGAGGGUCUAGAAAGGCGCUGUCCGUCGAUGAAGUUUUGUCCGAGUAUGGAUUCGACCCGGCUAGUAGAUCCAAGAUCUUAUCCGUACAUCAAAGCACACCUUUCCAGUCGAGAACAACUUCUUCUCUUCACACCUUACCUUGGAGACCGUAUCUCUACAACUUGUUCGCGGAAAUAGGAGGUUAUCAACUACCCGACAAGAAUCCCGACCCCGAACGACUCCUAAGCGCCUGGAAAGCAACAGUAGCGAGGCAUGCUAUUCUUCGUACCGCUAUACCCUUUACCAAAGAUGGCAGUGCUGCUUAUCAAUUCAUUUUGAAUGAAUCAGCUGCAGCCUGUGGGGUGUUUGAGGUUGCUACAGAAGAAAUGGCCCUCAAAGCGAGCAUUGAGAAGACAGAGCAUGUGAGAUCAAGCCUCUCAUCGACAACACUAACACCUCCACUAUGGCUAGAUCUCUACGUUACCUCAACCAAGCAAGUAUACAUGCACCUGCUGAUGGGCCACAUGUUAAUUGACCAUGUUUCGCUGGCACAUGUUCUCUAUGAUUGGGACGUGUUUUAUCGCGGCGCUUCAUCGCUUCUCACGGAUGUAGGCCGUCUUCCCCGAUUUGCAAGUUAUCUUGAUGACGUAGAGUCGCGAGAUCUGGGAGCCAGCACAGGGUUCUGGACCCGAAAAUUGCGCCGGGCCAAACCGACAAUUCUUGGGUCAGGAUCCAGGUCAGCUGAUCAUGGUGCGAAACCCGCCCAUGGGGCCGACGCGAUGUCUGUAGUCAGAUUCAGAAUAGAUAUUGAUGCCGCGGUGGAUCAAUACUGCCGCAACGCGCGUGUCACGGUGUCGACAUUAUUGCAAUUUGCUUGGGCCAUAUUGCUGAGUGCUUACACGGGGCAGACGUCGGUCUGUUUUGGGCACCUUGCUUCGGAUCGGGAUGUUGAUAUUCCUGACGCUGACGAAAUAGUAGGUCCAAUGCUGACAGUUUUAGUCGCACAAGUAGAUCUGGAAAGUCCGAUCCAAGAAGCUAUUUGUAAAUUACAGGACGACAAUACCGACAGCAUGACACAUAAGGUCUUUGACCUAUCGGCAGUCGAACGUAACCUCGGACUCCAACUGCCAGAAAGUCCGCUUUUCAAUACGCUCGUGAACUAUCGCAAGGUCAAACGGUCAGGGCCGGAACCGGUCAUGAAGCUGCGGUCAAUCUUGAAGCAGGAUCCCCACGAGCAACAAAUCAUCCUUAGCUUCAACGAGCUUCCAGAUGCGGCCGUCCUCGAUGGCGCACUGACUCUCUACAAUUGGGGACACUCGGGUCUCGAGGUGCAGAAAAUGGCAGAUGUGUAUGCAGCAAUCCUGGCCCUUGUGGUUAGUGGAGAAUGCCAAGCAGCGGACGAACUCGCUAGUCUUGUCACAAGCCUUGACACGAGGUGA